CCCAGCUCUUCCCAUAGGAGUCAGAAUUCUCUAGCCAUCCUAACCAGACAUCUGCUGUUCCAGUGCGCUGUUCCUAGACGCCCCACUCCAGAGACAGAUGCAUCUCAGCUCUGGGUGAGCAACCCCUGGGCAGUGUCGCUGUGUCGCUGUUCCCCAGCUGCCCCGCCCCAGAGGCGGAUGCAUCUCAGCUUGUGGUCUGUCCCAGUCCGACACCCCAGCCAUGGGCAGAGCCCUGCCGCGACAGCAUGAUGCUGGGGAAAGGGAGCUCCCGGCUCAGGGCCCCCCCUCGAGAGCAGGGGGUCCUGCCACGCUGAGGGUCCUGAUCCUCACCCUGCUCUGGAGGGGGUCCCUGUCCCAGAAGUCUGGUUAUUCCUUCAUGGUGCCGCAGUCGGUGUCGGUGCAGGAAGGUCUCUGCAUUCUUAUCCCCUGCACCUUCGCGUACCCAGCCUCGUUCGACAUCAACAAUAACUGGGCCCAGCUUUACGGAUACUGGUUCAAGAAUAAGGCCAAUGUGGGCUUUGAUCCCCCCGUGGCCAGCAGUAACCCCAGCCAGGGGGUGUCGCAGGAGACCCAGGGCCGGUUCCAGCUGACGGGGGAUCUGGUACGUGGCGAUUGCUCCCUGCAAAUCGCUAACGCCCGAUGGACGGAUGCGGGGAGAUAUUUCCUUACAGUCAAGAAAGGAGACUUUAAAUACAGUUACCGCUCCAAUUACUAUCGCACUCACCCUACGUUAGAGAUCUCCGUGCCAGGGCUGACAGAGAAGCCAGAGAUCCAGAUCUCAUCGGCGCGGGGGUUUUCAGGGACGCUGCUGCCCGGGGAGCCGGUGACUGUGACGUGCACGGCCCCUGGGCGCUGCUCCGGGCCUCCUCCCCAAGUCACUUGGACAGGGUCAUUCAGCAACACAGCCCGGGACGUCUCAGCCCAGCUGCCAAAUGGCACCUGGGCCCAUAGAUCCGCUCUGAGCUUCACGCCCACCUCGAUUGACCACGGCAAAGAGCUCGUCUGCAGAGUCACCUUCAACCCAGCAUGGGGACCUUUCACCAGCAGAACCGUCCAGCUCCGCGUCGGCUACCCGCCUGGACCCCUCAGCAUCACCGGUACCCUGACCAGGAAUGGACGCCCCGGUGAGAGGCCGCACUCUGAGGGCGACGCGAUGUCUCUACUGACUCACGAGGGCGACUCCCUGACCCUGAGCUGUGAGGCUGGGAGCAGAAUCGAGGCCACCCUGAGCUGGGCCAAGGGGAACAAGUCCCUGAGCUCCGGCCAGGGAGGGGCCGGGCACCUGGAGCUGGCGAAUCUCAGCAGAGCAGAUGCUGGGGAGUAUCGGUGCUGGGCAAACAAUUCCUAUGGUUUGGCCAGCCGGGCCCUGCGUGUGCAUGUGCAAUCUCUAGAGAGGACUCUGCAAAUCACCGUCUCCAGAGCUAACAGGAGCGACCCCCAGCUAUUCCAAGACCCCAGCACCGUGGUGGCGAACAGUUCACAGCUCACGGCCCGGGAGGGCGACUCUCUGCGGUUCCUCUGCUCCGUCGCCAGUAGCCCCCCCGCUGCGCUGGGCUGGGUGAGGGGGGGCCGAGCCGUCGAGGACACCCGCUCCGCGGGGAAGAAUCCGCUGCGGCUGGAGCUGCCCAACGUGAUGGCCGAGGACGGGGGGCUGUAUGGCUGCUGGGCCAAGAACAAGGAGAGCUCCGCCCAGGGGACGUUCCAGCUGCUCGUCGAGUACAGCCCCCGGCCGGGGACCAGGCUGAACUCGUCCUGCCAGCACCAGGGGCCCAGAAUCAGCUGCAGCUGCUGCCUGCGCUCCCACCCCCCACCCCAGCUUCAGUGGCAAGUGGACGGGGAGUCCAUGGCUGGGAAUGGCUCAUGGGGGGCCCUGCAGGUCAGCUCCUGGGCUCAGGGGGAUGAGGCUGUCAGCACCCUAAGCUGGACGGGGAGCAGGAACAGAGGCCCCCAGAUCUUCUGCCUCGGUUUCAACCCCCACGGGACCUAUGGUGCCCUGCAUUUUGACUUCAGCCCCCCAUGGAGAGGUGCAGAGGAGCCUGGCAAGCUGCUGGGCGUUGGGGUGGCCUGUGGGCUGGGGAUCGCCGUCGGCUUCUUCCUUCUCGGGCUCUGUGUGCACAAGCUGCGAGGCCGGGAGCCGUCACCCCCCAGCAGUGAGCUCAGGGAGAUGGCUAACGAGAGCCAGGCCGAGCACACAGCCGAUGAGGCCAGCCUGAUCUACAGUAACGUCCCCACAAUCCCCAUGGAUCACAAGACUCCAGCCGCCCGCCGGACCAAAGACGUCCAGGAUGGCGCUGCAGCAGCCCAGGCCCCGCUAGGCCCCGGGGAGCCAGAUGAGCAGUAUUACGCCUCCAUCAACUUCUCCAAGCUGCAGCGCAAAGGGGCGGAGCCUCCAGAGCCCCCCACCACAGAAUAUUCUGAGGUCCGGCGGAAAUAGCCCCUUAGCGCCAUGGGCCCAGGCUGGGCAUCUCCGGCCCAUCCAGUGCUGUUGGGGGGUCACAGCGAGGGGAGAAGGGGGCAAAGGGUUGGCCCAGGACUGGACCCAGGACGUGGGAAACCUGGGUGCAACUCCCUGCUCCGCCCUGAACUCAGGGCGGAGUCAACUAGGCCUUGGAGAUUCUGGAGCGCUGCAUUGUGGGGAGGUAUCCCAGAGUCCUCUGCAGCCAGGUCCCAAAGCCUGCCCCUUCCCAAACCCCACUGCCCCCGGGGGAAAGAGCCUCUGACCCCUCAGCCACAGAGAGUCUCUCUUCUACCCUGCCUGAGCCCUCACCCACUCGUUUCACAGAUGGACAGGACUUUCAAGCUCAGGGGCAGCAGCUGGCAGGAGCGGAGGGAUGGGCUUGUGUCUAAGGUGCUGGCCUGGCACUUAGGCUUCCUGGGUUUUAGUCCCGGCUCCACUCAAAACACUGUAGGGUGAGGUUGGGCCAGUUGCUGCAUCUGUCUCAGCUCAGUUUGCUCACCUUCAAAAUUAGGCUAAUAAUGGUCCCCUGGGCUGCUUAUAUUAUAAAAUCUUAUGGGCAGGGACUGUCUCUCGCUGUGUGUCUGGGCAGCGCCCGGCACAAUGGGGCCCUGGUCUCUGUUUAGGUCAAUCAGUGCCACGUGAUUCUAACUUCGUAAUAACAAUGUUAUGUUCAAGGUACCAUGUUCACUCCAAAGCCAAAAGCAUCCGACUGUAAACUUCCCUGUUUUCAAGCUGUUACUUGAAAUAGAUUUUCAUGUGUCAUUUUUUGUCACUGCUGCUUUUGAA
Malaclemys terrapin pileata is the source of this 3244-nucleotide messenger RNA. RefSeq names its product sialic acid-binding Ig-like lectin 16. Lineage: Eukaryota; Metazoa; Chordata; Testudines; Emydidae. The record is from RefSeq and is a predicted model, not a curated record. The transcript is spliced from 12 exons. Bases 221 to 2434 code for a protein of 737 amino acids.